AUGGACCUGCAGCACAACCACGACACCAAGAAUGCCAACGACGAAAGAGGGGGAGACCAAGAUAUGCAUGACCAUGCCCACGACCGACCACCCAGCACUAGUCCGACCGCCAAAUUCGUUACCUCCACGCACAUUCCUCCCACCUCCGCCGGGCUUGAGUUGGAGAAUGCGAUUAUUCCUUUUUCAUCGUCUGCUGCUGGUAAUUAUUGUGAGGAAGGUACGCUGCAGUGCUGCUGUGGAAGACGGGAUUGUGCAUACCUCAGGCAUAACAAUGUGGCUUUGGGCGAUUUGGAGAAGGACUUAGAGACUGCGGCGAGAUUGGGGCAGGCCCUGCUGCAACGGCACGAGACGUACGUCUCCGACGCCGAGGCAGAUCGAAGCCACCUGCUCCUCGAAAUGGAGCGCCUGGAACGCGACAAACAAGAAAUCCAGUCCGCGAACGCGCGCAUAGUCGAAGAAAAUCGCCAUCUACUCGAGCAAUUAGAAGGCCUCAACAAUGCCGUCGCGACGUCGGAUAAUGAAAUCAAAGCGCUCGCUGAGAGGCUGCAGCAGACGCAGCUUGAGAUGAGGGCGUUGGCUGCUUCAGCGGCGCGGGCGGCAGACCUUGAAAUGCAGCUGAAUGCGAUGGAGGCGGAGCAGAUGGAGUUGCAGCAGCAGCUCAUCCUGACGCAGGAAGACGAGAAGUCGGCGGUGCAGAGGUGGAAAAAGGCGGAGACGACGUUGCGCGAUUUGCAAGAUCAGUUGGAUCGGUUGGAGUACGAGGCCAGGCUGGAAAGGGAAGAGCAUACUCAGAUCAUUGAGCGCAUGGAACGGAGACGCGCCGUGGAGAGGGAGUUGGAUGGUGCUGCCGGUCGACUCAAGGGUGCUGCUGCUGCGUCGGCAGUUAUGGAUCGAAACCGCAAUGCGACGACGCCGGUUGUGUCGAAAUUCGUGCGCGAUAUUUUGCAGGACAAUGCAAAUCUGCAGAUGGGUAUUGUCGAGUUGCGCGAGUUGCUGGAGAGUUCGAACCAGGAAGUUGAGAAUCUGCGAGAGCAGAUAAUGCAUCAUCAGCCGGUUGAUGCAGACGCCGACCAGCCACCACAACCACAGGGAUCGCGGUUAGACCAGGAACUCAAUGCGAAAGAGCCUCGUCCGGUGUCGCAGGAGUUUCAUGUGCAUCAUCAUUAUCAUUCGCCUUCGUCGUCGGUUACUUCCAAGAAAGAGAAGCAGCCUAUACGUCGACAGAAGAAGAGACGACCUACGCUGAUGGCAUCCGGGGUGCAUAGUCCUAGGUCGUCAUAUCACCACACUCAUCCCUCGUCAUCUUCUGUAUCAACAAUCAUGUCUCAAACGUCCGUCUCGAUCCCUCCGUCUUCCUCAUCACAGCGCUACUCUAUUCAUCCAUCUGGAAUUUCGUCACUGGCCAGUUCUCCUAUCUCGGCAUACCAGCCUUCAUCAAUAUUUGAUGUCGUCGAUCAGAGCGAGCUGUCACGACCUUCAAGUCCUGAAAGCACCGCGGCUAUGCUGACAUCUCCGAAACGGCCAAUAUGGAGGGGUCAUCGUAUGUCGGAUACUUCGAAUCGCUCGUUUUCCAUGCCUGGAAUGUCAUUUUCGGAUUUUGAUAGCGAGAAUGACAUUGACACCAGUGAUGAUGUUUUUGAGCAGCAGCCAGCAAAGAACGGCGAUGAGAUGUGGCUUCCUCCUGCUAUACCCGAGGAGCAGGAGGAUACAAUUGACAAACACGAUAGUCAAGCAGAAGAACAGGCAGAGGAUGCACCGGGUCCUUCUAUCAUUGAGAAUAUAUUUGAAACCCCUUUCGACCCAAUGCAGCAGCACGUCCCUACUUUACGAAAAUCAGCGUCUUACGAAAGUCUUCUUUCAGUUUCAGGCAUGGAUAUUCAUACCCUUCGUGAGCGACCGUCGCAGUUACUCGGGGGACUCGAAUCGAGAUAUUUCCUCUCUCGGCGCCCACCGCAGCGCGUCGUGACUGUCGCGACAGAGACAUCGUCCACUCCGCCUGUGAUCUCGACUACGAAUAUUACUGCUGAUAAGGCAAGUAUUGUCACCGUGGGAAGUCUACCGCGAUCAUCGCAUUCCUUACUUGCCAUCGUAGCUGCAAAGAGCUCUAUCCCAGCACCAAAUUCAGACGCGGCCAGCACAGGCUCGAGUACGCCUACAACAGAUCCAGUCCAGGUCACAACCUUGCAAGACGGCAAAAAGCCAGCUACAAUAACCCGUAAAGUCGGCGGCUGGGUCAUGGGCAAAUGGGGCAUUGCGCCCAGCCCCGCGACAUCAGUAACUACACCUUCUUCAUCCUUUUCAACCUGGACAACAGACCAACACCUCAUCCGCGCGCAACAAUCAGAUGCAGCGAGCAUUUCAUCCGACGCCACUACCUCUACGUCGACAACAACAAACACAAACAAGGCACGUACGACAACAGCUCCAAAACCGAUCAUACGCGGCUUCGGAAUUAAUCAAAAGGGCCCCAUACCAGGCUUUGUAUCCUCGACGCCUCUGCCGGCGAAGCAGGUUACCAUUCAUGCACAUGUUUUGGAUAGGGAGCUAUUGGAUGAAACGUUACGGAGUUGA
Messenger RNA from Talaromyces amestolkiae, 2571 nucleotides. RefSeq lists its product as uncharacterized. NCBI's taxonomy places the organism in Eukaryota, Fungi, Ascomycota, Eurotiomycetes, Eurotiales, Trichocomaceae. The coding region runs from base 1 to 2571 and encodes 856 amino acids. The record is from RefSeq and is a predicted model, not a curated record. The transcript has 2 exons.